CUGAAACUGACAUUGAAAAUUGAAGUUGGAUUUUUAUGUAUGCUCUACUUAAACUUUUUUGAAGUUAGGGAUGCCGUAUGCCAAUCAACCUAUCGUCACAUUAACAAGCUUUAACAAUGAAAACAUAAAGUUUAUACUGGAAGAGACUGAUUUAAGUGUAGCUAAUGCUAUUCGGCGUGUUUGUAUCGCUGAAGUCCCUACUCUUGCAAUAGAUUGGGUACAGAUUGAAGACAAUAAUACAAUGUUAAAUGAUGAAUUCAUUGCUCAACGUGUUGGGUUAAUUCCACUGACAUGUGAUAAUGUAGUUGAUAAAAUGACAUAUUUCCGAGAAUGUCCUUGCCGCGAAUUCUGUGAACAAUGUUCCGUUGAACUUACAUUGGAUGUAUGUUGUACUACGGAUGCACCAAGACAUGUUACAGGAGCAGAUCUCAUCAGCAGUAACCGUGAUGUACAACCUGUACCAUCAAGAGAUGCUGAUGACUCGUCAUACGUCGGUCAGGAAUCCAUACUAAUUGUUAAAAUGCGCAAGGGGCAACGCCUGAAAUUAAGAGCGAUCGCAAAAAAAGGUUUUGGUAAAGAGCAUGCAAAAUGGAAUCCAACUGCUGGUGUAGGGUUUGAAUACGACCCAGAUAAUGCCUUAAGACAUACAUUUUUACAUAAACCCGAAGAAUGGCCACGUUCGGAAUAUUCAACUUUACCGGAAAAUGAACAUCAGGCACCCUAUGAUCCAACUGGAAAGCCAAAUCGUUUCUAUUUCAAUAUUGAAACUUGUGGAUCAUUACAACCAAGAGCAAUUAUAUUCUCUGGUUUAACUGUAUUAAAAAGAAAAUUACAAAAUCUUUUAGAUAAUUUAACACAGGAAGGUCUUUAAAAAUUAUUUUAAUUAAGAAAUUUUUGUAAAUAUUUAAUAUUAAAACUUUAUAUGUAAAUGAUGUUCAAGUUUCGUUGUUAUUUGUCUAUUACUUACUUACGCCUGUUACUCCUCACGAAGGAACAUAGGCCGCUUACCAGCAUUCCCCAACC
Molecule: messenger RNA, 1023 nt
Organism: Schistosoma guineensis
Lineage: Eukaryota; Metazoa; Platyhelminthes; Trematoda; Strigeidida; Schistosomatidae
Source: the annotation of a GenBank genome assembly